GGGAAAGCUCUCUGUCGCAUCAAUUUUCCACUCCAUUCCUAUUGUCCUAUUAGUCUUAUCCUAAUCCGUGCGUCUGGAUCGGGACUCUGAGGCACAAUGGCUGGAGGUCAAAAGAAAUCCACCAAGAAGUUCGAGAAGAAGCAUCUGAAGGAUGUGCUCGAACGUCGGAAAUCGGUUGCGAAGAUCAAGCAGCGCAACAACCUCAAGGACAAGCGCAAGGCUGACAAUGCUCUAAAGAGAGCGGAAAGAGAGGAGGGGGAUGAGGAGGGACCCGAGCAGGAGAAGAAGCAGAAUGCCUUUGCGGAAAUGAACGUGGACGAUUUCUUUUCCGGCGGAUUCGACAUUGCGGACGCCGAUGCCAACAAGGGCAAGAAGACACAGAAGAAGGAUGUCACCCCGAAGAUCGGAAAGCGCAAGCGAUCGGAAGAGCAAAAAGACGAGGAAGAAGCUUCUGAGGAUUCUGGCAGUGAGGAAGCAGACGGACCGGCAGCUCAAAGCGAUGACGAUGAAGGAUCCGACGCCAGUGGGGAGGACGAUUUCGAGGCGCACAAGGGCCAGCUGGAGGCUUUGAAAGAAAAGGACCCGGAUUUCUACAAGUACCUGAAAGAAAACGACUCGGAGUUGCUUGAUUUCGGUGAUCACGGGGACCUGGCGGAAGUCGACGAGCUGAGCGAAGAAGAGGACGAAGAGCCGGCGAAGAAGAAGAAGAAGAAGGCGGCCCAGAAGGAAGAGGAGGAGGAAGAGACGACGAGCAAUACGUUAACGAUCGGAAUGGUCAAGAAGUGGCAGAAGUUGAUGGAAGAGCAGAACUCCAUUCGGGCGAUGCGGCAAGCCGUCCUUGCAUUCCGUGCCGCUGCCUACGUGAACGAAGUCGAAGCCCAAGAGCAAAAAUAUUCGAUCUCGGACCCAGAUGUGUAUCACCAGGUUCUCAUUACAGCUCUCAGCAAUGUUCCAAGAGUUCUUUCGCAUCACCUUCCGGUUAAGGAGACCGCGUCCGGCAAAGUCAAGUUGUCUCUCGAUUCGAAGAAGUUCAAGACUCUCACGCCUCUCAUCAAGUCGCAUACAUCCUCCGUUCAUCAGCUGCUCACGAAUCUCUCCGAUGAACAGACACUUAAGCUGACUCUCUCGUCCAUCGAGCCUAUGCUCCCUUAUCUCCUCCAGUUCCGGAAGCUUCUCAAGGUUCUUGUUAAGACGAUCGUUGCGAUUUGGGCUGAUGUCUCCACCGCGGAGGCGACUCGGAUCACGGCAUUCCUUCUGUUGCGGCGAUUGAUGGUGAUUGGCGAUGCUGGGCUCAAAGAGUCUGUUCUCAAGGCCUCUUAUGAGGGCGUUGUGAAGGGCAGCAGAAACACCACCGUGCACACUCUCCCAGGUGUGAACCUGAUGAAGAACUCGGCCGCUGAACUCUGGGGCAUCGACCAGAACGUUUCCUACACCGCAGGGUUCAACUUUAUUCGCCAGCUCGCCAUUCACCUCCGAAGCAGCAUCACCAACACCUCCAAGGAGUCCUACAAGACCAUCUACAACUGGCAAUACGUCCACUCGCUUGACUUCUGGUCCCGCGUCCUUUCUCAGCACUGCGAUGGUCUCGUCGAAGCCAAGCUCGGCAAGCAGUCGGCCAUGCGCCCUCUCAUCUACCCCGUCGUCCAGAUCACCAUCGGUGCGAUGCGCCUCAUCCCCACGGCGCAAUACCUCCCUCUUCGUUUCCAGAUGACCCGAUCCCUCCUCCGUCUCUCCCGAGCCACGGGAACCUACAUUCCCCUUGCCUCUGCGCUCGUUGAAGUUCUCAACCUCGCCGAGAUGCGCAAGCCCCCCAAAUCCAGCACCCUCAAACAACUCGACUUCAACACCACGAUCCGUACCCCGAAAUCUUACCUCCGUACCCGUGUCUACCAAGACGGCGUCGGCGAGCAAAUCGCCGAGCUUUUGUCCGAGUUCUUUGUCCUAUGGACGAAGCACAUCGCCUUCCCCGAGCUCUCCGUCCCCGUCGUUGUUUCCUUGAAGCGCUGGCUGAAGCAAGUCAGCUCGCGCUCCGGCGGAAACAAGAACGCCAAGGUCAACCAGAGCAUCUUGCUUCUGGUGCAGAAGGUCGAAGCCAACGCCCGCUGGAUCGAGCAGCGCAGACUCAGCGUCACAUACACCCCCCGGAACCGGGCGGAGGUGGAGACCUUCCUGAAGGAUGUGGACUGGGAGUCGACCCCGCUUGGUGCGUUCGUCAAGUCGCAGCGCAAGAUGCGUGAGGAGCGAGCCAUCCUCAUGGAACAGUCAAGACGUGAGGAGGAAAAGCGGAGGGCCGAGGAUAAGGAAGCCGAUAAGGAUGUGUUUAUGGAUGAGGGCGCGGCCAGCGGUGAUGACGAUGAUGAAAGUGACGGCGAGGACGCGAACUCCUCUGGCGAUGAGGACGAAGAGGAAGAGGAAGAGGAGGAAGAAGAUGAGGAUGAGGAUGAGAUCGAGAUGGAAGAGGAGUAAACCUUUUCAUUGCAUCCGCUAUUUAGUCGUCUUUUUCCUUUGUACUUCCGGUAUCUGAUUCCCUGUAUCUUUGUUCCGGUGAUAGCUAUGUGGGAUAUAAAUUUUUGUUUCACUUGUUG
This is a messenger RNA of Aspergillus steynii IBT 23096, 2585 nucleotides long. Its product is annotated as mRNA-binding ribosome synthesis protein NOC2. The transcript has a single exon. NCBI's taxonomy places the organism in Eukaryota, Fungi, Ascomycota, Eurotiomycetes, Eurotiales, Aspergillaceae. The record is from RefSeq and is a predicted model, not a curated record. The coding region runs from base 97 to 2466 and encodes 789 amino acids. Gene Ontology annotation, biological process: ribosomal large subunit biogenesis. Gene Ontology annotation, cellular component: Noc2p-Noc3p complex; nucleolus; nucleoplasm.